AUGGAUGAACCAGGAGAAGUAACGUUGUUAUAUUUUAAGGACCUAUUCCCGGACUGCGAGGAAAUGCACUCGCUCAUAUUCGGGAUCAUUACGCCUAUACAGGCGGCGCUAGUUACUGUCGCCAAUAUUUUCAUCGUGAUCCUGUUUACUAAGCCGCAUAUCCGGUCGCGAACCACAUGCCUCCUGACCCUCAUCGCGCUGGCUGACAUGCUGUCCAUCGUGUCGCCCACAUCUAUCUACAUCUGGCUUUUCACUCUCGAUAGCGACAACAACCGUCGCGCAGUCCCUUUCCGCUUCUGCAUCUGGACGAUUGCGUUUGUGGAUAUUUUUCAGGAUAUGUUUAACGCAAUGUCCCUUUGGUUCACUGUUCUGUUAGCGUUUAUGAGGCGGAAGUGUUUACAAUCUCCAUUUGCGGCCAAGUGUUCACACAGAUAUCGUCACGUCAUUGGCUAUGUUUCAGGAGUAGUGUGUUUAGUUCUUGCAGUUCACAUACCGUCGUUUUUGAUUUUCGACGCCAUUCCUUUGAACGGUACGUUCAUCGAUGUAAACGUAACGGAUGUCAUGUGUGGAUUGAAAGAGCGUAAAUAUAGCAUUCCACGAAAGAUCCAUCUAUGGAUGGAACUAUUACUUGAUUCUCUCAUUCCAUCAUGCAUUCUUCUGUACCUGACAAUUAGCAUUCUAUGGGUUUUACGUAAAGCAAAACAAAGCCGGUCUUCACUACGUUCCCAUUCCUCCGUAUACCGACCCAACGGGGUUCCAGACGACAGUGAAAACGAGGGCGUAUUUGUGAAACUAAAAAAUGUCCAGUUCCGUCGACGGAAAUUUCGGGAACAUACGAGCAUUGACUCCGCCUUUGAAAAGCUUGACCGGGAGAGCAGACGAACCUCGUGGCUUAUAUUUGUUGUGGCUACCUUAAUCUCCACCCACGAGCUACCCAUGGCACUAAUAAGAGCGUACAAACUCGCAGUACACAUGCACGAGACGCUUCCGUUGGUGUUCUUCGGUUGCUGGUCGGCUUUAUUUACGCUGUGGCAGAACACCAUAUAUCCGCUCACGUUUUUCAUAUACGCACUGAUGAGUGCCAACAUCCGGUCAGAGAUUGUGCGAGUCUUGACCUGUAAAUGCCUGUUUUCCGGCGAAGAGAUGUCGGCAGGGAAUGCUCCGACAGUUAAAAGGGUGUUGUUAAGCCCGUGUUCUGUAAGAAAAUCGCUGAGCAAGGGAUUAAGCAGAGCCAAUGAAGAAACAGUUGGUAUGUCUAGUGAAAGCUGA
Messenger RNA from Mya arenaria, 1269 nucleotides. RefSeq lists its product as uncharacterized. Bases 1 to 1269 code for a protein of 422 amino acids. The record is from RefSeq and is a predicted model, not a curated record. Gene Ontology annotation, cellular component: membrane. Gene Ontology annotation, molecular function: G protein-coupled peptide receptor activity. The transcript has a single exon. NCBI's taxonomy places the organism in Eukaryota, Metazoa, Mollusca, Bivalvia, Myida, Myidae.